Ambispora gerdemannii is the source of this 1335-nucleotide messenger RNA. The record is from the annotation of a GenBank genome assembly. Lineage: Eukaryota; Fungi; Glomeromycota; Glomeromycetes; Archaeosporales; Ambisporaceae.
AUGACGGAUAUCGUAGGUCAAGUGACGAUUGAGACAUUAGAAGAGAAAAAAUAUUCAAGUUCAGUCGUAAAAAUACGAGAUGGAACUACCAGCUUAGAUUCAUCACGUUCAUCAGCAAAUGUCAGCAAUUGUAACAAUUGCAGCAGCGACAACGAAAACAAUAACAACGGUGUCAAAAAAAAUUCAAAUCAAGUAUUGUCGUCGUCACCACAGCCAUCCAAUUUCUAUUUGACAUCAAAAAAUCCAAUCAACUUUUCAAAGAGAUAUUAUUAUGCUGAAAAUGAUGAUUUUAAUUUAGAGUACAGUCAAUCACCAUUAUCCGGUGCUCAAAUAGCAUCAAUUAAUGACAAUAAUCGUCGUCUCUAUGAUCUUGAAGAAUGGAAUGAUCUUUCUAAUGUCUCUGCCAUGUCUUUAAAUAAUGUAACGAGGCCACCAUUGACUCAUAAAUCAUCCAAUACUGAGAGUCUAUCAGAAUAUACUGGAGAAGAAAGUCAUAACAGCAAAAACAACAGUACUAGAGCGAGAGCAAUUAAAAAUUUGCCGUCACUUUUUCGUCCAUCAGUGCACCCAUCUAACCUUAAUAGUAAUAGUGGUUACGAUAAUGCAGGUUUACCUUCUAUUCACAAAGAAAAUAUUCUUGAUAUCGAAGAAUCUUCAAUAGAUUUAAAUCGAAAUGAUUUAAAUCAUUUCGAAGAGGAUUUAUCGUCGGACGAUGAGCUGAACGAGCAAGUUUUUCAUGUAUUAGCGGGGCCUCGGAAUACUGUCGGCAAAACUUUAAGCAAAACCAUCACAUCCUUAAAUAUUCAACGUCGACUACAAUCAAAUACUGGUCGAAAGGAAUCAACCGAAAAAUCUUUUUGUUCCGAAAAACCAAUGGAUGCAAUUGGGGGGGGGGGGACACGGAAAAAAUUAUCUCUAUCACUCAACGAUAAAAGAAUCUAUUCGAAAAUAAGAUGGUCAGAAGCACUUGCUCAAGGUUGGAAUAAGACGAUUUGGAUGAGAAUGGAGGUUGAUACAAAAAACUUAUUUUCCAAUCAAACUCCAUAUUCACUUUACGCCAAAUGGCUUAGUUUACCGCGAAAACAUCAAAUGACUGCUGAAAUGCCACCGGAAAAAAUUAAACUUUGGUCGGAGACGGAAGUUGAUUUACUUAAGAAAGGGAUAAAAUUCUUUGGAGAAAAUUGGGACUUGAUUCAAAAAACUUACCUCCCAAAGAAAACUAUCAGUCUUAUAUGUAAAAAGUCGCAUGAUUUAUGUCAGCAUGACGAAAUACAUAAUCUGCCAAAAAGAUGGUCAAUAGAAGUCAACUUGCUUAAAAUAGAGAAUCUACAGUAA